CUCACUCAACCUUUUCGAUGCAUCUCCCCUUCAUACUGGCACCUUGCUACAAGCAUAACCAAAGAUUCAAACAAGCACAAUCUACAAAAACUCCGUCAUCGAGACAUUCAGGAUGAAUGAGCCGUUCAGGGAGAAAGAAGUUUCAUCAUGCUCCCUUGGACGCCUUCACAUCUUGUUGGUUUCACUUACCUUGUCAUUCUCUUUCAUCUCUUGAACUCAGAUUUCCCUCUGGCCCUCUUGACUUUCUCCCUCUCUGUUUGUCCUCAACGGAUAAUCCCUCUCGAUCCGCUUCGGUCGGGUCAGCGCUUGCUGUCUCUUCAGCCUCCGCUGUUGAUUCUUCUUUGCGUCGCAGCCCAUAAUUUGAUCGAAAGCAGCGAUGAGUCGCACAACAAGUAUUAUCUCGAGCCGUGUGGUCUAUUCGCUUUGCAUAUAAGCGGAACGGGGUACAUAAGUAGGUUGGCAGGUAUAUCGAAGUGACAUAUGAUUAUGAAGAGGUUCGAAGUGCAACGGC
This is a messenger RNA of Filobasidium floriforme, 511 nucleotides long. RefSeq lists its product as uncharacterized. The coding region runs from base 148 to 477 and encodes 109 amino acids. The transcript has a single exon. Lineage: Eukaryota; Fungi; Basidiomycota; Tremellomycetes; Filobasidiales; Filobasidiaceae. The record is from RefSeq and is a predicted model, not a curated record.